This is a messenger RNA of Amphiprion ocellaris (clown anemonefish), 1717 nucleotides long. RefSeq names its product asparaginyl-tRNA synthetase 2, mitochondrial (gene nars2). Gene Ontology annotation, biological process: asparaginyl-tRNA aminoacylation. The coding region runs from base 164 to 1618 and encodes 484 amino acids. Gene Ontology annotation, molecular function: ATP binding; asparagine-tRNA ligase activity; nucleic acid binding. Gene Ontology annotation, cellular component: mitochondrion. The record is from RefSeq and is a predicted model, not a curated record. Lineage: Eukaryota; Metazoa; Chordata; Actinopteri; Pomacentridae. The transcript has 14 exons.
CUGUAAGACAACUGACACGGCGUGAGAGCUGAAAGUCAAGUCAAACCAAAAUAUUAUACACGUUAAAACCUAAUGAAAUAUGUCGUUUUUUGUAUCUUCCAGCCACCGCAUUCUGUUGUGCUUUUAAUGUAGUUUUGUGUCGGUAAAAGCAGGAUUUAUCGCGAUGUUUCAGGCGGUAACUAAAACGCUUUCUGUAGCAUCAACCACGUACGUUUGUCGUGGAAUAUUGUUGGGUAUUCGACAUUAUUGUAAGAAGACACCAACGAAACUAAGAGUAUCUCAGGCACUUUCGGGAGCAGAUUUGGGAGCAAAUGUCAAAGUACAGGGAUGGGUUCGCUCUGUCAGACCUCAGAAAGCCAACGUCUUUCUCCAUGUGAAUGAUGGGAGCUCCUUGCAGCCGUUGCAAGUUGUUGCUGGUGCAGAGCUGAAUGAUCCGUUGCUGACAUUUGGCAGUGCUGUUGAAGUCACGGGUAGUCUCAAGAAAAGUCCGCACAAAAAACAGCCAGUUGAACUGGAAGCAGACCAAAUCACUGUAAUUGGAGAAUGUAACCCUGUGGAUUUUCCCUUUAAGAUCAAAGAGAGACACGGCCUUGAGUAUAUUCGCCAGUUUCCUCAUCUCAGGUGUAGAACAAAUGCCUUCAGUUCUCUGCUGAGGAUACGAAGCGAGGCCACUACAGCAGUUCACUCUUAUUUCAGGGAAAAUGAUUUUGUACAGAUUCACACUCCCAUCAUCACCUCAAAUGAUUGUGAAGGGGCAGGAGAGCUCUUUCAGGUUGAGCCAUCAGGCCCCGAGAUUGUAGAAGAUGAGUACUUUUUCUCUGUACCAGCCUUCCUGACAGUGUCUGGACAGCUUCAUUUGGAAGUAAUAUCAGGGGCUUUUUCUAGAGUCUACACAUUUGGUCCAACUUUUCGUGCCGAAAACUCCCAAAGCAGACGACACCUGGCUGAGUUCUACAUGGUGGAGGCAGAGAUCUCCUUCACAGAGUCCAUAGAGGAUCUCACCAAGGUCAUGGAGGACAUGUUCAAAUCUGCCACCGAACAUGUCUUGGCUCACUGUGUGGAGGAUGUGGAUUUGUUUCACAAGCAUGUGACUCCUGGACACAGGGACACGGUAGAUGCUAUGAUGAAGAGCAGUUUCCCUGUGAUUACUUACACUGAGGCUGUAGACAUCCUAAACCGCAGCUCCGAGAAAUUCACCUUCCCAACAGAUUGGGGUUGUGACCUCAAGACAGAACACGAGAAGUACCUGGUGAAACAUUGUGGCAACGCUCCAGUCUUUGUCACUGAUUAUCCCUAUGACCUGAAGCCUUUUUAUGCAAGAGACAACCAGGACCAUCCUGAGCGUACAGCAGCUGCAGUGGACCUUCUUGUGCCAGGAGUUGGAGAGCUCUGUGGGGGCUCGCUGAGAGAGGAGAGGCUGGAUCUGCUGAGUGCUCGGCUGGAAGAGGCUGGAUUGGAAGACACCUACAGCUGGUAUCUGGACUUGAGGCGUUUCGGCUCCGUCCCUCACGGUGGCUUCGGACUGGGAUUUGAGCGAUAUUUGCAGUGCAUUCUGGGUGUUGACAACAUAAAAGAUGUCAUACCUUUCCCAAGAUUUUCGCAUUCUUGUCUUCUAUGAAACACAGUUUGAGCCCGUUGGAUGAGUUCAAUAAGUUGUUUGUUUGUUUGUUGUUGUCUGUAAAACAUAAAAUAAAUAUAUUAUUCAGCUUUGUUUUAA